Papaver somniferum (opium poppy) is the source of this 2037-nucleotide messenger RNA. Its product is annotated as cytochrome P450 71A1-like. Gene Ontology annotation, molecular function: oxidoreductase activity, acting on paired donors, with incorporation or reduction of molecular oxygen; iron ion binding; heme binding. NCBI's taxonomy places the organism in Eukaryota, Viridiplantae, Streptophyta, Magnoliopsida, Ranunculales, Papaveraceae. The coding region runs from base 202 to 1869 and encodes 555 amino acids. The transcript is spliced from 2 exons. The record is from RefSeq and is a predicted model, not a curated record.
CAACUCACCAAUUACAUAGAUCUACAUCUAGUAUAUCUUUUUUUUGAUGCUCAAAUCAUGCAUCUUUCCUGGAUUACACCUUGGUGUUUGCAAUUUGCCUGAAAGUAAAUGCACUCUGAAACUCUAAGUAAUUUUUCAUGUCAAGCUGUUGGGUUUCUCUCUAUAUAGUAUUUGGCGAUACAAAUCGUUGAAGAUAACAAAAUGUCUCUAAGAGUAUUGCUACAAUGGGGAUCAGCGUUAAUGGAGCAACCAGGUGCAGCAACCUCACUACUAAUAGUUCUGUUUAUAAUUCCUAUUGGUCUCUUCUUUAUCAUGUUUGGAUUUAAAACAAAAACAAAACUGCAUUUACCUCCUUCACCUCCUAAUAAGCUUCCAAUUCUUGGUCAUCUAUUUCAAAUAGGAAGACUCCCUCACGUAAAUCUUCAACGUUUAGCUCGAAAACAUGGUUCUCUCAUGCUUUUAUACUUGGGUAAUAUUCCAUUACUUGUUGUAUCUUCUGCUGAAUUAGCUAAAGAAAUCUUCCAUACCCAUGACCAUGUCUUCGCUAGUAGACCUUUUAUGUAUGUUGCCAAGAAAUUUUCCUAUAACUACAAGGACUUUGCAUUUACACCGUACGGCGAGUAUUGGAAACAAAUGCGAAAAAUUUGCGUACUUCAACUUUUAAAUGCAAAGAGAAUACACUCGUUUCGAUCAAUAAGAACAGAAGAAGUAGCAGCCAUGCUCGAUAAGAUCAGUAGUGGUAGUGGUGGUACUUCAAAUCUUUCUUCUCCAUCAUCAUCACCGGAUGACAAGAGUUAUGUGGCGGUAGAUUUGACGGGAAUCUUGAUGUCGUUUACGUCGGAUGUUAUAUGCAGAGUUGCGUUAGGGAGAAAAUACUCUGAUGAAGAAAUGAUUGGGAGGAAGUUCGGAGAUAUGGUCAGGGAUAUGUUUUGUUUGUUUUCUGUUGAGAAUGUCGGAGACUUUAUACCUUGGCUUUCAUGGGUGAAUAAUUUCAAUGGCUUAUACAGAAAAGUGGACAAGACCUUCAAAGAAUUUGAUGGCUUUCUAGAUGUUGUCGUCGAAGAACACAUUCAAGGUCGUAAGAAAAGGGCAUCUUUACUAUCGACAUCAAGUGAUUGCACCACUGAAGAAGAUUUUGUCGACGUGUUGCUUGGCAUUCACGAAUGUGGUGGAUCAACCGGGGAUUUACUUGAAAAAGAUAACAUCAAAGCCAUCGUUCUGGAUAUUUUUAUCGGUGCAACUGAUUCAUCGACUUCACUUCUAGAAUGGGCAAUGGCCGAGCAUCUAAGGAACCCAAAGAUUAUGAAACAAGCUCAAGAAGAAGUAAGAGGGAUAGUAAAAGGGAAACCAAAUGUCACAGAAGAUGAUCUCGGCGAAAUGCAUUACUUGCAUGCUGUGAUUAAGGAAACUCUACGGGUCCAUCCACCAGCUCCCUUACUCGUUCCACACCAGUCGAUUGAAUCCAGCAAACUGCAAGGUUAUGAUAUUCCAGCCAAUGCUAUAAUCUUAACCAAUGCUUGGGCCAUCGGAAGAGACCCCAUUUCAUGGAAAGAACCUGAGAACUUCGAACCACAGAGAUUCAUGAAUUCUUCUAUUGAUUACAAAGGACAACAUUUCGAGUUUAUUCCGUUUGGAGUUGGAAGAAGGGGUUGCCCUGGAAUACACUUUGCAGAAUGCGUGAUUGAACUGGCUCUAGCUAAUCUUUUACAUCGAUUUGACUGGGUGUUGCCUAAUGGUCUAAAAGAACAUGAGCUAGAUAUGUCGGAAGCAGGCGUUGGUGUUAUAACCACCAAGAAGACUCCAUUAGUUAUUGUUGCAAUUGAUCAUCUUCAAACAUCCCACCAAUGGCAUACUAGUGUAUGCAAGUGAAAGAUAUGUAAUAUUCAUGAACUGAAUCCGAUGGCUUUUGUUUUGUAAGUUUCUCAUCUGAACCUCGCGCAGAUGUUAACAGUAGGUAAUUCGAAAAAUAUGUAAUAUUCAUACUAUCUUCUUUUAAAUUACUGUGAAAAUAAAAUAUUCAAAGUUGUAUUGUGAAAA